Messenger RNA from Cyprinus carpio (common carp), 1080 nucleotides. Its product is annotated as CD59 molecule (CD59 blood group) b. Lineage: Eukaryota; Metazoa; Chordata; Actinopteri; Cypriniformes; Cyprinidae. The record is from RefSeq and is a predicted model, not a curated record.
GCUGCUUUAUAUUGCAAACUGGUAAACUGUUAGCACUUAUUAUAGGUAUUUACCUACAGUGGCUAAUGAAUUGGAAGUCACGGAUGUGCAAGAGUUGCGUUAUAAUGUGGUCAUUAAAAAUAAUGACUGUUAAACAUAAUGUCUCGUUUUUGGGAUCCGUUUAAUCUGUCUUGGCAUCUAGGAGAAACUCCAUCAAUGACAUCAUUCAUUUCGGGUGAGGCUGGGCGAGAGCUCGAGCAGGAAAGAGGUGGCACGAGGAAUGCUUUUGGACUGUUGAAACAUACAAGCUUGGACUAAGCCUGAAUAUUUCGAGCAGGUUUACUGUUGUUCAUUAUCAGUCUCUUAGGUCUGAAGGUUUUCUCAUAAUGAAGUGCUCUCUUGGACUUUUUCUGUUGGUCUGUUGUGUGACUCUUAGCUUGGGCGUUAAGCAUUAUGGAAUCCGAUUCUCCUCUGCAGGCUCGUCUCUUCGAUGCUACAAGUGUGAGGAUUACACCGGGGCACGGUGCGAAGUGCAGCAAGUUUGUUCUUAUGAGGACGCAUGUUUAUAUCUUCAUGAGAAAGGUGGGAAGACCAUUCGCCGGUGCAUUCGUUACACUGACUGUGAUAACUCUCGUCUGUCCCAGAAGUUUCCAUCGAUAUCAGAAUAUACUUACAGAUGCUGCAACACCGACCUGUGUAACAGUGGACCAGCGACCGCAGCAAGCAUGUGGACCUUAUCUCUGCUGGCAGUGCUCACCGGCCUCUGGUCCUGCUGCAUCACUGCAUGAUUUCUCACUAGUGUCCUCGAAAGCUAUUUCUUGCCAUACCCUUUAUGGAUAUCCAUAUAUUUACAAUGUACCAUUACUUGUGAUCGUUUGGUUUUAACUAACCACUCGUAUAUCAAAAAGCACUGUUUGUUGUAAACAAUUUUUAUUCUAAUACCAUUGUUUUCUGACUUUUUCUUUUUUAUUUAAAUUGUAUUUUAUUUUGGCUGAUAUUUGAAAAGAAUGCAGCAAAAUGUUUGAAAUUUUCAGAAAUCACCUUUUUAUGUAGUACCUUAUAUAUAACUAAUUAAAAAUAAACCUUGAUUUUCUGAAUUUA